AACAAAUAGAAGCCGAUCGGGCCAACGAAAUGCUGGAUGUUGUCUACAACAUUUCUGAACUGCUUCAGUGCGGGUUAGACAAAAAGGCGCUGGGUAUUCUCAUCUCUCUGGUGCAACUGGGCGUUAGUCCUGAAGCUCUGGCCCAUGCGGUGGUCGAAGUACAGCAUGAAAAGGAGCUAAUGGAACGGGGAGUUUAGUGCCGAGUACCGCGCGUACAACAAUAAACACAUUCGAUGUGUGCAAAGUGUCAGAAUCUCUCUGAUAGAGAUUGCAGGACGAUGUUUAUCGGUUGUAUGCCCUUACUGUGCGAUAUGCGUCCGUUCGCCCGCAGUAUCUAUUAGCGCGUUGGACGGAACGUCGAGCGAUACCACCAGUCACGGUAGCGUAUAACAGGUCGUGCGUCAUGCCCGUGGUACAUAAAAUAGGAAUUCUUUAAGAGUCUGUGUUUUUGUCGGGUUGUUUUGCACGGAGCACAAGACAUUCCAGAUGCGAAGUCUUGCGUCAUACACUAGUAGCUAGAUGGAGAAACCGUCAAAGAAUUUGGCAUCUUCGAAAUCAGUUACAGCUGUUAUCAAUGAAUUGUUUGCAUUGUACGGGCGAGAGCUCAAAAGAUUAGGAUUGAAGAGAUCGGAUAUGAACACGAGAAGGGACUGUGUUCUUCUGUUCAACAUUUUGUCUUGGAUGCAGGGGUUUAAGACCACCGACUGUCAGAAGUACAUUUCUGAUUAUAUCGAUUUGCCGAAUAGGUCCCGGAGCAAUUCCAGGAGGAGUGAGAACAUAAAUUUGAGCACUCUGUCCAAGCACGAGUCCUCCUCUUUUGACAGAUCUAGGUUGCAGCCUCAGUCAAGCUGGUUCAAGUCGUCUUGGAUCCCUGAAGCGAUUCGACAGGUCUUUGGAGAGAGAGAAGAUGAGCUGGAUUUUGACACGGGGAUGCCUCCUCCAAUUGAGGUGGUGGUACCGAAGCCGAGGAGGUCGGUUAAGAGGGAAGUGGAGUUGAUAAACCCCCACGACUAUUUCGUGAAUCAGAAGUUUGACAGGAUAUACAAGAGGGGGGCUAUGCUGGGAAAGGGUCAUUACGGAUCGGUGUACGUUGCGAAGAGCAGAGCUGACUCGUUGACGUACGCGGCAAAGGAGAUAUGGAUUCACAACACGAGGAGUUUGAUGUUGGCCAAGAGAGAGUUGUUGGAAUUGAAGAGUUCGAAUCACCCGAACAUUGUUAAGUUUAUUGAGGGGUACAUAUUUGGCCAGAAGGUGUGGAUCGUGAUGGAGUAUUGCCAGAGAGGGAACGUCACGAACUUAGUGCGUAGUUUGGAGUUAGAGGAGCCCCAUAUAGCGUUUUUGCUACACGAGAUAUUGUGUGGGUUAGAGUAUUUGCAUUCGAAGAACGUGGUACACUCAGACCUGAAGGGGGCGAACAUCCUGCUCAGCACCAACGGUGGAGUGAAGAUAGCAGACUUGGGCCUAUCGAGCAUCAUGGGGUUAGAGGAAAGAGAGAUUGGGGGAAGCUGUUACUGGGUCGCGCCCGAGACCAUGUUGGCGUGGCGAUGCGAUACGAAGUCAGACAUUUAUUCGUUAGGAUGUGUGUGCAUAGAGAUGGUCACCGGUCACCCGCCGUGCUCGACGUUUCCUCCGCUGAAGGCGUUGUACUACAAGUCGAAGUACGGGUUUCCGAUGAUCGACGACAAGUGGAGCAUUUCGCUGAAGGACUUUGUUCGACGGUGCAUGGAUCCGGACCCGGACAGGCGGCCAGACGCGAAGAGUUUGCUGCAACACCCACUUUUGGUGAAGAGGUGCAACGUGGAGGAACACAUGAGGUUGGUAGACAAGGCAUAUUACAUUAAGGAGAUGACCAGCGACUUCGACUGAGCCACAUCUUUAUUGCGAGUUCGUGUACGAUAUUUUGCAGUGUAGCACUGGCGGCGACAUCAGAGAAAAAAAAAAAAAAGGAUCAAGUGUGUUGGAGUGUAUGCCGCAUUUUUUGGCGGACUUCACAGUCCCAGACACAGGCCGAGCACCACGGAGCCGCACGCUACCAGGCCAGUAACCAGAUAGCGAGUCAACUCCGUUUCAUCUUUUCUCUUAGGAAGGACGGCUGGAUUCCCGCUGCCCAGGGGCAGCCUUUGUUCUCGAAGAGGCGAGUUUGGUCUCUCUGGGCGGUCGGACGCCGCACGCUCGGAACGGUAUUUGAACGCGUUUCUCGAAGGGACCAAGUUUAGCGCGACGGUGUCGUCUCGACCCAGCGAGGCCACGAGUCUUCCGAACACGUCUUCUCGGCCAGGCGCGGGUACGGGUCGUCCGAACAAGUCGUCUCUCCUAUCUGGAGGGAUAAGUGCUCUCGACAGGCGGCGAACGGGAGAUGCAAUGACUCCUAGGACGGAGCGUUCACUGAAAAGAGAUGUGUCAGAGGCUCGAUCGCGUUUUUCCCCACCCUCGCGCGUGAACGUACGUGCCCAGGAGCGUCCAACGUCCACCUCGCUUUCGGUGAGCGAUGCUUCUAGCGGCGUGUCCUACCGAGCGACUCAUCGUCUAUGAAGGGCGGAGUAGAAAGUGCUUUCGCUGCCUUUACAAUUAGAGGAAAAAAUGAAAGUAGUACAAGUUUUUCGUGAAACAGGAAACGCUUUUGCCGCUUUGAGGGUCAGAAAGAAGGACGAAAAGUGUAGGCUUCUUGCGGUUAUUGAGCACGUUUCGGCCAUAGGUUCGCCUCCUUUGCGAGGCCGCUGUGACCGCCUAGCGAGCACACCGUCGCGCAGGAGGUUGAGGAGCGCGCAGCGCUUUCGCGGGGACUGGCCCACCGAGAGGUUGUCCGCUCGCAAGAGGGUCUCACGCGCGUCGUCGGUAGGGCUGCGCGGUCAUUUUCUGCGGUAUUUGUGCGGGCAGAGUGCGCGGUUUGCGAGCGGGUAGCACAAAAUCUAGUUGUUGUGCACACAAUCUAGUUGCACACAAUGAUAAAUUGUACCAAACAAAUAUUUUUUUAAUCAAUA
Molecule: messenger RNA, 2981 nt
Organism: Schistocerca gregaria
Lineage: Eukaryota; Metazoa; Arthropoda; Insecta; Orthoptera; Acrididae
Product: serine/threonine-protein kinase pakC-like
Exons: 4
Coding region: 520-1866 (448 amino acids)
Biological process (GO): protein phosphorylation
Molecular function (GO): protein kinase activity; ATP binding
Source: RefSeq, a predicted model, not a curated record